AUGAUACCCACUUAUCAAGGAAAUAACCAAGCUUCAGCUUAACAAACUGAACUCAUUGAAAUAAAAGACUUGGCAUAAUUAGAAACAUUAAAGAAGGGUCUUACUGAUAAAUGCAUAGCUCUUUUAUUUUGGGCAGACUGGCAUCAACCUUGUCAUUAAUUGAGAGAUUAAUUCCAGGAGAUGAUCAAAGUCUACAAAGAAGUUAGAUUCACAUGGUGCAACUCAGACGAGUGUCAAGAUCUUAUUGACAAGUUCAAUGUUAAUGAAGUGCCCACUUUGGCUUUGAUUCACCCUCAUAAAAUGAAUCCAGAAGUAAUCUAGAAUCCAUCUCCAGAUCAACUUAACUCAGUUAUUGAAACUCAAAAUGAGUUUUAUCAGAAAUGGUUUGAGGAGGAAAAAUUAAAGGCUUUCAGAGAAAUUGAUGAUAUGGUUAAAAAUAAUCCCUUCUUCGCUUUUAUCAAAGGGUCACCUGAGUAGCCAAAAUGCAAGUUCACCAGAAGAUUAGUUGAAAUGUUUGGAAAAUCUCAAUAUAAAUACAAGAGCUUUGAUAUUCUAAGUGAUGAGCGUAUUAGAUAGUGGCUUAAGUUCUAUUCUAACUGGCCAACAUUCCCUUAAAUCUUUUUAGAAGGGUCUUUCGUUGGAGGAGUUGAUAUUGUGACUGAACUUAUAGAAGGAGGUGAAUUUGAAGAAAUGGUUCCAAAAGUAUGCAAAGCUUUGCCUCCACUAGAAGAAUUUUAAGUUCUACUUAAUGAACAUAAAGUAUUGGCUCUUAUUUAGGGCUCUGCAGAUGUUCCUUAAGGAGAAAAUAGCCAGAAUUUAGUUAAUCUUUUAAAAUCUAUUGGAGUAAAAUAUGUUGCAAUAGAUUUGACAUAAAAAGAAGCAUUAGCAAAAGCUCUCUAGGAACAAGGAUUCAAUGGAAGCCCUACUCUUUAUGUGAAUUCCUAGUGCCUUGGAGACUUAGAUAAACUUAAUCAACUUCAUAGUGAUAAUAAACUAGUUGAUCUUAUUCCUUCUGAAAAUAGAGUUGAAACUUUGGAAUCUAGAAUUGUAAGAAUUAUCAAUCAAGAAAAGGUAAUGGUAUUUAUUAAAGGACCAGCUUCAUCACCAUAUUGUGGUUUUAGUCAAAGAAUUGUUAAAACACUUAACAAAUAUGAAGGAGUGAAGUAUGGUCAUUUCGACAUACUAUCAGAUGACACAGUCAGAGAGGGUCUUAAAAAGUAUUCUAACUGGCCAACUUAUCCUCAACUCUAUGUCAAUGGCCAAUUAGUUGGUGGAAUAGAUAUAGUUGAAGAAUUAGACCAGGAAAAUGAACUUGAUGAAGUCUUAAGAGCUGAUAAAUGA
Messenger RNA from Stylonychia lemnae, 1341 nucleotides. The record is from the annotation of a GenBank genome assembly. NCBI's taxonomy places the organism in Eukaryota, Ciliophora, Spirotrichea, Sporadotrichida, Oxytrichidae.